Molecule: messenger RNA, 801 nt
Organism: Phytophthora sojae
Lineage: Eukaryota; Oomycota; Peronosporomycetes; Peronosporales; Peronosporaceae
Exons: 1
Coding region: 1-801 (266 amino acids)
Biological process (GO): polysaccharide biosynthetic process
Cellular component (GO): membrane
Source: RefSeq, a predicted model, not a curated record
AUGCACGACAUCUACAUGGGCGCUGUCGGUGUCGACGGCUUUUUCGUGCUGUCGUCCUUCCUGCUGAUCAUGAUCUUCAUGAAGAAGAGCAUCAAGCUGAUGGCAGAGCAGGCGUCCUUCCGCAUGUGGGGGUGGACGCCGGCCGACUACUUCUCCAAGCGGUUCUUCCGCGUGUACCCGUUGUUUGCACUGGUGGCGAUCACUCUGUGGCUCAUGCCGUUUGAAUACAAACAGCGGUACUACAAGGUAAACCGACCUGAGGACUUCAACCUGUUCCAGACGCUCACUUUUCACCCGGAACACCGCCACUACCUCAUGUGGACGUUGCCGCUGGAGAUCUCGUACUACUUCAUUCUACCCGUGUUCGUACUGGCGGUGCUCAAGAUGCGUCGCUUCUGGUGGAUGGCGUUCCUUCCGCUCUACGUCUGGGCUAUUCACGAAGGACUCUACACGACAAGGGAUAAUUAUCCUCAUCAACCGUUGAGCAAGCACCUCCCGACAUUCGUCGCGGGGUCCAUGGCUGCCGUCAUCUUCAAGCUGGAAGCGUGGAUCAAGAGGGCGGGCUUCAAGUUCAACACGUUGCAUAUCGUCGGUCUCCGAGUAUUAGAAGCCGUCUUGAUCGCAGCCUACCUCAGCGUCGUCUUCCGUGGACUGUUCUUCAAUUGGUUGGGGAUGCCGCUUCAACCGUCCCAACACUAUAUCAUGCCGUUCACGAGCGUCAAGUUGUCGCUGCUGUUCGUGAUCGAGAUGAUUCAGCCGUCCACUAUGUCGUUGAUUUUCGAGUGGAUUGUUCUCCGCUAG